ACCCAUCUAGACAGCGGGGAAGUCUUGGAGAACACACCCAUGCAUGGGAGGAGGCGGGGCUCAGUCUUUCAGUCCGCUUUGCAGCACCCCGGCUUGUAAACGCGCUGCGUCCUUUGACCCCGGCGCCACGCCGUAGGCCGCGCUGCACGCCCGGCGGCCGCGAUGGCGGAUGUGUCGGAGAGGACGCUGCAGGUGUCGGUGCUGCUGGCCUUCGCCUCCGGAGUGCUCGUGGGCUGGCAAGCGAGCCGGUUACGGAGGCGCUACCUGGACUGGAGGAAACGAAGACUGCAGGACAAGCUGGCCACGACGCAGAAGAAGCUGGACCUGGCCUGAGAGUCGGCGCCGUGGGUCCCGGCCUCGCGAUGCUGGUGCGCAAGCCCCGUUCCCGGGCGGGUCUGAGCCGGGCUCGCCUCACCUCGCCCUCUCCCAGCCGGAGCGCGGGUGAGCGCUUGUUGAUGAUGGAUGUAAAACACUGAAAGAAAGAAUUUCUUACUGUACUAUAUGAAGUCUAUUUUUAAAAUAAAAAAUUUUGAACAUC
This is a messenger RNA of Cavia porcellus (domestic guinea pig), 538 nucleotides long. RefSeq names its product mitoregulin (gene Mtln). Gene Ontology annotation, biological process: positive regulation of mitochondrial membrane potential. Gene Ontology annotation, cellular component: mitochondrial inner membrane. Bases 163 to 333 code for a protein of 56 amino acids. NCBI's taxonomy places the organism in Eukaryota, Metazoa, Chordata, Mammalia, Rodentia, Caviidae. The transcript is spliced from 2 exons. The record is from RefSeq and is a predicted model, not a curated record.